AUGCGCCUACCACCCAUACAAGAAUUGGACGUGUUCGACGAUGGUCCUCCACUAUAUCGUCAAAAUCUAGCAAAAAAUACAACGGGUACUAAGCCACUCUUAGUGCGCUACCUGAUAUCAGAUUCUGGCAUAACAGAUCUGAUGCCUAUGGUUGGCGGAUAUGCAAUUACCAACCAUACAGGAAUAGGGCGCCUUCAAAGAAGUCUAUGGUUGGGUACGCGGUUAAGAUUUGGGCGUCUUGAUGAUGGUCUCCAUCAUCAAAACCAUUGUUAA
This is a messenger RNA of Funneliformis caledonium, 273 nucleotides long. The record is from the annotation of a GenBank genome assembly. Lineage: Eukaryota; Fungi; Glomeromycota; Glomeromycetes; Glomerales; Glomeraceae.